Messenger RNA from Panicum hallii, 1212 nucleotides. RefSeq names its product auxin-responsive protein IAA14-like. Gene Ontology annotation, molecular function: protein binding. The record is from RefSeq and is a predicted model, not a curated record. Gene Ontology annotation, cellular component: nucleus. Bases 103 to 633 code for a protein of 176 amino acids. NCBI's taxonomy places the organism in Eukaryota, Viridiplantae, Streptophyta, Magnoliopsida, Poales, Poaceae. The transcript is spliced from 3 exons. Gene Ontology annotation, biological process: regulation of DNA-templated transcription.
CGAGCAGUGCAAGCCAAGCAUUCUACUCAGGCUCUCGAUCCCCCUCUAUCUUCUCGGCGAGCUCGUCGUCCCUGCAUCCGAGUUCUUUCUGUGGUUUCGGCCAUGGAGAUGAUCGACGCGGAGCUGCGUCUCGGUCCGCCCGGCGGCGAGGUUACGGUCGUGCAGCCGGCGAGGAAGCCGGCGGCGGCGAAACGGUCGUCGUCGGCGGUGAAGAGCGAGGCCUCCGGGACCGGUGGCCAUGACGACGACGCCGCGCCGGCCUCCAAGGUGCAGGUGGUGGGGUGGCCGCCGGUCAGGGCGUACCGGAAGAACGCGUUCCAUGCGACUGCGGAGGCGGCGUCGGCGAGGACGAAGGGCGAGCAGGGAGGUCUGUACGUGAAGGUGAGCAUGGACGGGGCGCCCUACCUCCGGAAGGUGGACCUGCGGACGUACGGCGGGUACAGGGAGCUGAGGGACGCUCUGGACGCGCUCUUCGGCUGCUUCUCCUCCUCGGCCGUCGACGGCGGCUGCCAGUUCGCCAUCGCCUACGAGGACAAGGACGGCGACCUCAUGCUCGCCGGCGACGUGCCAUGGGAGAUGUUCAUCUGUUCUUGCAAGAAGCUGAGGAUCAUGAGGGGCUCUGAAGCAAGAUGAUCCGAGUGUCAACGUCCAUCGCGAGCAUGAGAGAGUUUCUUGGACGCGUGGAUCAGAUGUAUAUGGUCAUCUGGUCAGACUCACAAGAGAGAUCUAUCGAUCACCCGAUGGAUGCGCAUGGUGCUCCAUCGAUCUAUGGACAUGGGAUUGAAGGCGUCGGCCGGAUACCUGCAUGGGGAGGGCGGCCAGCCCAUACGUGCAUGCCUAGGUGCAUCGUGUUCUACGGCCAGGUUGCCCAUACACGAACACACACACACACACAUGAAUGUGAUGGUCCACGGAUUACAGCGGAGUACUCAUGCUGUCCCGUGCAUCGGCAGAUGGGCAGUGCCGUGUUCGUCUGCAGAUCACACACAUUCAACCAAGUAUUGGAGGGGAUGAAUAACUAGCUAGGAUCUGUGUACAUAAGCUGAAGCUGUUUCAUUUGUAAUUUCCCUUUUUGUAUGAGUGAACAAGUUUGAUGGUGAGCGAAAUAUGUGCAAGAAAAGAGAGGGAAAUUUGAUUUCAAAUAAAAUUGUAUCAAGGUUCUUUUGUGCCAACUGUUCUGUCUGGUAAUAAAGCUGCUUCUUUUUCAUCGUC